CAACCCCUCUGACAUCGUCAUGACGUAGUAUUUAGUGAAUUAUGGAGGAAGUUCGGAAACGUCAACAUGUGCAAAUUGAAGGGAAAACCUCGGAUAAAAGCUCAGUAUCCAAGAAUGACAGUAAAGGGAUGACGAGCGGGAGGUCAGCCGUGUUCCUGAAGCUUUUCGCUGCCGGAUUUUACGGCCUGAGCUCGUUUUUAAUCGUAGUUGUGAACAAAAGCGUCCUCACCAGUUACAGAUUCCCCUCAUCAACAUGUGUUGGGAUCGGUCAAAUGCUGGCCACAGUACUAGUACUAGGAGCUGCAAAGUCAAUAGGUGUCAUCACGUUUCCAGGUUUGGACAGGAGCAUCCCAAACAAGAUGUUUCCCCUACCGCUUCUGUAUGUUGGGAAUCAGGUAUCAGGACUUCUAGGAACCAAGCGACUCAAUUUACCCAUGUUUACAGUUUUAAGAAGAUUCUCUAUUUUGUUAACCAUGUUGGCCGAGGGAAUCCUACUGAAAAAGACAUUCUCUGGGCCUAUCAAGGCAACCGUGUUUGCCAUGAUCUUUGGAGCCUUUGUAGCUGCGAGCACGGAUUUGGCCUUUGAUCUUCAAGGCUAUGUUUUCAUAAUGCUCAACAACGUUCUGACUGCAGCCAAUGGGGCCUAUGUGAAGCAGAAACUUGACUCCAAGGAGCUUGGCAAAUAUGGGCUGCUCUAUUACAACGCUUUAUUUAUGAUCAUCCCUACCGUGGCAUAUGCACAUUUUGCCGGGGAUCUACAAAUGGCAUUGGAGUUUGAAGGGUGGUCGGACAUGCUGUUUUUGUUCCAGUUUGUGCUUUCCUGUGUUAUGGGCUUUGUUUUAAUGUACUCCAUUGUGCUUUGCACUCAGCAUAACUCUGCAUUGACCACCACCAUAGUGGGCUGUAUUAAAAAUAUUUUAGUCACUUAUCUUGGUAUGGUCUUUGGCGGAGACUAUAUUUUCACCUGGGUCAACUUCAUUGGAUUAAACAUCAGCAUUGCUGGCAGUCUGGUGUACUCCUACAUCACAUUCACUGAUGAACAAUCAAAAAAACCUUAAUGGGGGUGCCACUGGAAGGUUGGAGCUGGACUUUGUAAGACGUGUGUCGAACAUUUAUUUGGCCACUAUUUCAACAUAUUCUUAAUCAUCAUCAGCAAGACUGAAUCAGUGUUAUUGAAGAUUUGUGCCUAAUCAAGUAAAUGCAGUAACUAUGGCUGGAAUUCAAUAAGACACACAGUACUGUAAAUGUUUUUUCCUCUUGAGCCAACAUCUAUAGUGUUUAGCAUGAAUGCUUUCUCCACAAACCUCUGGGAAAUUGCAUUUUGUCGGUUCUGCAAUGUGCCUCUGAUUCUCGAACCUGUUUAUUCAAAAAUGUUUUUGUGAACCUAAUUUCUAAGCAAAGCGCUUUUCCUUUUUUUACUAUGUUCAACAUUGUAAGGUCCAACAUUUUAAACCUCAUGUUGGUUACAUGCAUAUUUGAAAUAUUGCUAGGUUUAAUUUCCUGUCACACUGAUGAAAAAUGUAUGAAAACUCCCCCACAUAAUUCAAAUCAAUUUAUCAUUAAAGUGCCUAUUUUGCAGUUAGGCCACAGUAAAAUCAUGAAAUAACAGGU
Molecule: messenger RNA, 1611 nt
Organism: Oncorhynchus mykiss (rainbow trout)
Lineage: Eukaryota; Metazoa; Chordata; Actinopteri; Salmoniformes; Salmonidae
Product: nucleotide sugar transporter SLC35D2
Source: RefSeq, a predicted model, not a curated record